AUGGCUAAAAAGGACAAAAUUGGAAGAUCCAUUCUUGCUUCUUUUAUAGCUGCUCUUGGAUCGAUAAGCUUUGGUUAUUGUAUGGGAUAUUCCUCAUCUGCGUUGGUGGAUUUGACAAGUCCCGACACAAAUUCUGCCAUUCGUUUGACCACUGCACAGGGAUCCUGGUUUUCCGUGAGUAAAUUGUAGUUUUAAUUGUUUUCAGUGUGCAAAUGAGUAAUACGAAAAAAACAAAGUUGUUAAUCUGGAAAAAAAAAAUCGUAAGUAAGACAUAGAAUAAGACUUGGGAUCUACAAGCUGUCGCGUGAUUUGCUGUUCCUUUGAGUUCUUUGCGUUGCAUGAUCUGGGAUAGCGUUCAAAUGUUUACCUUUCAUAAUCUUUGGAAUUCCGGUUGCCGACUUAAGCCCGGUUCAAACGUCGAAAUUUACAUGUGCAGAACCUAAUUAUUAGGAACGACACUUUUGUAUUUGGGUAUACGUAGACUCAGCUGUCUAUUCUGGACUGAGGUCGUCGAAUAGAACGGCAAAAGAUCGACUUCGACUCAUACGUCGAACUUAACAUGUGCCUCUUCCCUGCUACAAGAGGUCUGACUCUCAAGACGCAUGUAAUUCAUAAAUUAUGUUAACGUAUUUUUCAACAUAACCGCGCUUCUGAUUAGUUAUAUAGUGGGUUUUCGCGCCUGUGCGGACUGAACUCACAGAAGAUCAGAGUAACGACGUUACUGACGUUACCAGCAUUCACGUUGUAGAUUUGAGACUGAAACUGGACAGCUUAAAACGGUCUUCUAAAAAGUUGCUUUUCUUUGAUCUUUGUAUCUAUAAACAAAUCGUACUGUAUUUUGAAAUUUAUGGCGUUAUUUUAUUUUGUCCAAUUGUCACUAUGCUCACGAUCUCCUUGCCACAACAUAACACAAAUCAUACUAAAAUCAAAACAAGAAUUUUCAGGCUUUGUGAACUUUACUUUUUUCAGUUUAUUUCCCUAUUUUAGCAGUAAGGAUGAUAUUUGUUUUCGCCACGAAUUAGGUUCGGCACAUGUAAAUUUCCACUGUUUAAACCCGCAGUCGAGCUUUUAUAGUUUGGGUCGACCUAAAUAGGUAUUAGGAUCCAUUAAGUUCGGCACUUGUAAAAUUCUACGUUUGAACUGGGCCUAAUUGUCACCAAAGUGGAGAAUUUUUUUUUGGAUUCAGUGCUCCAUGGGGACCAUGGGGAUAAGUUUAAUCAGACAGAGCCGCGUUCUUUCUUUACUGAUCAAGAGCGAAUUAAGUAUCGAGCGCAUUCAGCACAGAAUCUCUAAUACCGAAUCUUCAACAUGUUCAAUCACAGGUAGCCCAAGCUCGAAAUAUGAGCAUCGGCGAACUUCGGCAUCGUUGCGUAACAUUCGAAAUAUAAGGAUUUGUAUGGGGAAAAAACCUAUCGUUUCUGUAACCUACGAAAAUGAAAGAACUUCGAUAAAAAUCAGCUUACCUUACUAAAAAUGUGUGUUACGUCUCUCCUGUGUGGUCCACGGGCCGAUUUAUGGCCGUUUUAUGGGUUUUUAUGUAAACGGUUUUCUCGAACCUUUAUAUAGAGAGAAAGCCGUUUACAUAAAAACCCAUAAAACGGCCAUAAAUCGACCCGUGGACCACACAGGUAAGCUUUCUUUUAUUGAAAUUCUUUCAUUUUCGUAGGGUUACAGAAACGAUAGGUUUCUUCCCAUACAAAUCCUUAUAUUUCGAAUGUUACGCAACGAUGCCGAUGUUCGCCGAUGCUCAUAUUUCGAGCUUGGGCGACCUGUGGUUCAAUGCUUUGAAUAUAACCGGGGUGAAAUAUUAGCAUGUGGAAAAAGGUUUUUAUUCCCCUAACGAACUGAACCUGACUGAACACAACACAACUUUGUAGGGCGUGUGCCAGGGUAUAAAAAUAGAUUUUUUCUUCAUCGUUCCACGGCUCUUGCACGGAAGUGAUAUGAAGAUGAUUACACGCACCAUUAAAGGGCACCCAACGGCUGUUUCUUUAAAAAAACAAACCCAAACAAACCCCUUUUUCUCUCCUUUUUUGCAGUCUUUGGUGGCAGUCGGUGCCAUUUUUGGAUGUCCCAUAGGUGGAUGGGCGAUUGAUAAGUUUGGUCGCAAGAGGACCUUACUCCUCUGUUCUGUUCCCUUUGAACUUGGAUGGCUUCUGAUCAGCUUUGCGCAGAAUCGGGCUAUGUUGUACGCUGGUCGCAUCACUACAGGCUUGGCUUGUGGCAUUGUUUCACUUGCUACUCCAGUAAGCUUUUUUUCUUCUUCUUCUUCUUUUUUUAAUACCGUAAAAUUCCGAAAAUAAGCCCCUCCAAAUAUAAGCUCCCCAAAUCGGUAACGCAAAAAACCCUCCGUUAAAUCGCCCCUCCAAACAUAAGCCCCCCGGGGGCUUGGAAAAAUUUCCCUCAAAUACAAAGUAAAACAAAGCAAAAACGGUGAAUUUACUUCCAACUAUGAGGCUAGCCCAAUCGACUUCAAAAUGCAAAUUUCCUUCCGUAGAUAAGCCCCUCCGAAUAUAAGCCCCUCCAAAAAUAAGCCCCUCAAAAAGGGCCUUUGAAACAUAUAAGCCCAGGGGUUUAUUUUCGGAAUUUUACGGUCAGUGAUUGAAAGUGGAAAAUAGAGGAUUCGAGAGUGGGCCGGAAAAGUGGGAGACCUAAAUUUUUUUAACCCCCUAGGAUCAUAACCUGGGAAUGUUCCAGUUUAAAAAAAAAUGCUGAAAAUUUCUAAAAAGUUGCUCAAUAUUUGCCCAAAACACCAAUAUAUUCACGUUGCUUUUCAUUUUUUUCUUAAGAAAAAUUUUUUUUAUUAAAGAACCCUUCUUCACUGUUUCUUGACUCCUGAUCUUAACCUUUGGACACCCCCAGCCCACCCCUCCUGUAUCUCGCCUGCUCAAAUGAGUUUAAGACACAUUACGACCGGAUUUCUAUUCUGAGUGAAUAGGGAAGCAUUGCUUAUAAGCUUGCAGCCUAGGAUAGUUCCUCUGUGGCCUUAAUUACGAACCCUGACCAGUGUGUUUGAGACUAAUCAUUCUUCUCAUUUUGCUAUCCCGUUCAAGAGGACAGCAUUUCCCUCUUUCAAUUGAAUGUAUCGUUUUAUUUUCAAACAUGCACAAAAAACGUAGCCUUUUGGGCAGACUUCGAAAUAUUGUCGCUCACUUGUUAAGCGUGAUAUCCGACUUUCUUAAAGAAAAAAAAAAAAGAAUUCCAUGCCCGUUCAGGCCACUGGGACCAGCCCUCCACCCAGGGGCUCUUAACUGUGAAAUUCUGUUUCUGUAAAGGUAUACAUCGCCGAGAUUGCACACCCAAGAAAACGUGGCAUGCUGGGUUCUAUUGGCACACUGGCGAUUGUUAUCGGCUUUGUAAUAUCCUAUCUGGCAGGUAUCCUAUGCCAAUGGAACUUACUGGCUUUUAUCGGCGGAGUUUUCCCGGCCCUCCUCGUUAUAUUUUUGUACUUUAUGCCAGAGACCCCGUUAUGGUUACUAAGGAAGAAAAAACGAACAGAAGCAUUGGAGUCUCUCGUUUGGUUACGAGGCACUGACGGCGAUACUGAAGAGGAAUGCUUCAACGUUGAGUCAACUAUUGGUACGAGGGCCUUUUUUUUUUUCACAAGUAUGGAUACAUACUGACAUACAAGCGAUUUCUUGCUCCCAGUACCUAAGAUUAGUUUAGAGAGAACCAGUCCAAUUUAAUUUAAUUUUAAGAUGCUCCUUCCAGAAGGUUCAAUCCAGCAUUUUUUACUUCUCUUUUUAGCGUUAAACGUAUUCUGCGUAUUUGCAUCCAUUUACCAUCGUUUUGGUAGGGUGCAUUUAAUAAGCGAUAUGGUUCUCAGAAUUUUAUAGUGAUCGAGUUGUUCACACUUUUGAUCAUAGUUGCAUCAAUUUCGAUAAAAGCCGUGUCUGUCUCCUUCAGAUUGGCGCCAAAUAAGGCCGAGCGUGCUUUUUAGGUGAUGGAUUUCCACUGUCGCGUUAUUUCAGUACGUGUGUACACACGUUUAUACUACUACUUGAGAAAUUUGUGCUAUUUGAUUGGCUUAGAAUGGUGGUAUAUAUUUCAGCUGAAUUUGAAAUACCUACGUGUAAAAAUUACAAACCUUUUGCGGGGAGUAGUAUAAACAAAUAAUAGCACGAUCUGUACGUGAUAUUUGGCAUAAAUACCACUCGUGAUAUUUCAAAAUUGUCUCAAAUUUACGUAUAACAAUUUCGAAAUAUCACUCGUUGUAUUUAUGCCAAAUAUCACUACAAAUCAUGCUAUUACCGAUACAAAUUUAAUGCGCGUAAAUAUAAUAGAAGGUCGCUCGUAAAAGCAAGAGUUGAGCGAUCGAGGUUCAACUUUUACGUGUUUACUUAACGCGCACUUAUGUAAUUCCUCAAGUCAUGCCACAUGUCAUUGCGCAAAAUCAUUCUCUCUUUUUACCUUCACCGAUCAUCUGAUUUUGGCAGAGACUAACAGAUUUAAUUGCAAAUAUUGAGUAUAUUAAUAGAAUAUCUGGGGAUACGGGUGACCUGGCUUGAAUGUAAUAAAUCACAACAAAAUUUAUCACGAACAGCAAAGGGACAGAAAUUAGAGAUUAUUUAUAAAGCACUGACUUUUUGGGGGAGGGAGUGGUAGAAAAUCUUCGCGUUUUGUUCAUCGCUUUUUUCAGCAUUCCUUUUUCCUCUUUUCUUUUCUUUUUGGCGCUGCAUUAAUUGAAAGGAUGAUCAAACGAUAUAACGAGAAGCCGGAAAAUUAAGACCACACAAAAAAUAUCCCUUUUUGAAAUCAAGAGUAAAAUGCAUGCACGCACUAAAUGAAGUAAAAUGCAUGCAUUAAACUCAUGUUUUCUGAUUUUAUAGUAUAUUUUCUAUUUGCAGAUCAUGAAAAAAAGCUUUCGCUGCAAGAUUGGUUAUCACCUGUGAUAGCAAAGCCUUUAAUGAUCAGCAUUGGAUUAAUGAUUUUUCAACAGCUAUCUGGAGUCGCUGCUGUGGUAUUUAAUACAGCAAGCAUUUUUACAGUCGCAGGCUUUUCAGACGGCAAACUUGUUAGCAUUUCAGUUGCAUUGGUCCAGCUUUUAGGUUGCACUUUGGCAUGUGUAGUGGUUGACAAAACGGGACGACGGAUCCUUUUGUUAACAAUGUCAAUUGCUAUGUCCUGUACUCUUUUUGGCCUUGGUACAUAUUUUGAAAUCUAUAUACCACCAACGGGUGCAAACUCAUCUUCUGACGUAACCUCCCUGUUGGGUCCCAUCAGCCAUUCAGUUCCAGCUUCAAAGAUAAACUGGCUUUCUGUGGUCUGUAUAGUUUUGUUCAACUUGUUUUUUGCUUUGGCUUGGGCUCCAGUACCUUGGCUUAUCAUGUCAGAGAUAUUUCCCACACAAGCUCGAGGACUGUGCACUAGUCUGGCAACCAUUGCGAACUGGAUGGCACUAUUUAUUGUUACCAAGACGUAUAACAUCAUGCAGACGUCAAUGACCAUCCAGGGAACGUAUUGGUUCUUUGGAGGAUGCUCCAUUCUUGGUUUUGUCUUUGUUUAUAUGGCUAUGCCGGAAACUAAAGGAAAAACCCUAAAAGAAAUCGAGGCUAUUUUUAGUAAAAGGGUAAAUGACCUACCACAGUAA
Molecule: messenger RNA, 5590 nt
Organism: Porites evermanni
Lineage: Eukaryota; Metazoa; Cnidaria; Anthozoa; Scleractinia; Poritidae
Source: the annotation of a GenBank genome assembly